Molecule: messenger RNA, 1181 nt
Organism: Eubalaena glacialis (North Atlantic right whale)
Lineage: Eukaryota; Metazoa; Chordata; Mammalia; Artiodactyla; Balaenidae
Gene: ZNF655
Product: zinc finger protein 655
Exons: 5
Coding region: 116-661 (181 amino acids)
Biological process (GO): regulation of DNA-templated transcription
Source: RefSeq, a predicted model, not a curated record
GGCCUAGAGCGAUCCCCGAAAGGCUGUGGUGGCCCCGCGAGCCAGGGUGUCCGCGACCGGACGGCCGCCUGGCCCGCCCCUCCGCUUGUGAUGGUCAUUGUUCUCCAGAACAGGGAUGGAGGAAAUAUCGGCCCAGGAAGCAGCAGGAUCUCCAAGGGUCCAGUUUCAGCCUUUGGAGACCCACUCUGAGGGUCUGUCCCCAGAGCCUCAGUUCGUGCAGGACACCGACAUGGAACAGGGACUCACUGGGGCUCCACCUGUCCCCCAGGUGCCUGCUCUUCCCCACGAGGGAAGCCCAGGAGACCAGGCAGCUGCGCUCCUCACAGCCAGGUACCAGGAGUUUGUGACAUUCGAGGAUGUGGCUGUGCACCUUACUCGAGAGGAAUGGGGAUGCCUGGACCCUGUUCAGAGGGCUCUCUACAGAGAAGUGAUGUUAGAGAAUUAUGGGAACCUGGUCUCACUGGGCAUACUUCUCCGCCUUCCCACCACCCGGAUUCAUAGUGUGAAUUCCUGCCCGGCCCUGAGUCAUACCCAGGCAAGUGCUUUCUCUGGAGAAACUCUUGCAGUCCUUUCAGCAGGAAUCUCCAAGAGGUGGCCCAGGUAUCGGCUUCCCAUCGAUAGUGCUCGCCCCCGCUCGGAAACUCCUUUUCCACGAUUAUGAGAUAUUGCACUUGAUUGAUGGAGUAGAUGCUUCUCAGGAUGCCACCACCAUGUAAAAUUGCAGCUCCUCAGAUGACCUUUGAUAAAUUUCAAAGGGCCAAGGAAGCCCUCCGUUGCAACCAGAAUUUUGAACCCUGAAUUCUGAGUUCAAUCAGAAGCCAUGGUUGGUGGUCAUCGACUUGUGUUCUCAGAAACCACAAAGUUCGACUCCAGCUCUUCGGUUAUGAUCUUUUCAUGUUAUUUUAGACUGUGGAACAUACACUGUGUGCCCCUCCUUUUCUGUAGUGAACAUGACCUGCCCCUUCUGUUGCCUAAAUCUCCUGAGACCCCUGGGCCUUUCUAACGUUCUAGUCUUUUGCUUCCUUUAAAUCCCUGUGGCCCCCUCCAGGGUCCUGCCUUCGUCCCGUCUAUUCUUUGUGGGGCUGUACAGAUUGAUGCGUUUAUAUGACCUUUCCUGAUCAAGUGUUCCUUAGCUUUUCCUCGAUGGAGCGGAAAGGCUGUCUUUCCUUCAGGUUGUCAAA